CCUCUCAUAAUCUUUACUGGAGCAGUCAAAGAUUUUAUAUAUUUUCAACAGGAGGAAAUUUUCCGCGUUUUGGUUUGUACUCGUACAAUCGAAUUUUUUUAGAACACAACAUAAACACUGUUGACCUCCAGAGGUUUCUCACCCUUUCUGGAAGAUUAUUACGAAGUGUGGCUCCAUAAACGACCAUGGGCAAACGAAAGAGCAAGCGAAAGCCCCCAGCAAAGAGAAAGCAGCUGGAGAAUCUGGCCACCAUGUUCAACUGUCCCUUCUGCAAUCACGAACGUUCCUGCGAGGUGAAGCUGGAUCGCGAACGGAAUACUGGUACGGUAAAGUGUAACGUGUGCAGCGAGACCUACCAGUGCCAGAUACACGCUCUCAUGGAAGCCAUCGAUGUGUACAAUGAAUGGAUCGAUGCCUGCGAGGCAGUCAAUGCCUAAACUGAACACCCUGACCAUUCUAACACGAAAAGAUCUCUCCACUGUGCGAAGCUGUUCGUCUCCCAUCGUAUAGCGGUUUGUGACAGUGAAGUCUUUGAUCAUUCUGCAUAUUUUGUGUACAUGUUUGAGUUUCGCGGGUUGUUGUGGUUCCCCAUUGUGCGGGUGCUCAAGGGGAAGGAAUGUUUUGGUUUCUCACUUGAGAAAGCUUACAACUUACAAGUGUCCAACGAGAUUUGUUUUGGUUUUUGGAUGUGCUCUAAUAGCAGCGACGGAAUAACUUUGUUUACUGGAAUCGGGUUGGUUCUUGGGAUACAAAUUUGUCAUCGCGGAACUUUAGUUGGCUUUUGACAUAAAGAUGAAAGAGUGAAAUGCGAAAAUGAUUUUAUGCUGAUAA
Messenger RNA from Paramacrobiotus metropolitanus, 831 nucleotides. Its product is annotated as transcription elongation factor 1 homolog. Gene Ontology annotation, cellular component: transcription elongation factor complex. Gene Ontology annotation, biological process: transcription elongation by RNA polymerase II. Lineage: Eukaryota; Metazoa; Tardigrada; Eutardigrada; Parachela; Macrobiotidae. The transcript has a single exon. Gene Ontology annotation, molecular function: RNA polymerase II complex binding. Bases 186 to 437 code for a protein of 83 amino acids. The record is from RefSeq and is a predicted model, not a curated record.